CGCUCGCUUGAGUGCGCUCUGUUCCUAAGGUACAUAUGCCAUUAUAAUACAGAACAUACAUAUCUGUACAAAUUACCGUGGCACGGCGGAACGCACGAAUGCCAGCGAUACACCAGGUUCUGCGAAGCCCUGGGAUACUUUCUGAAAUAUGCCAGCAUCUUGCACCAGGAACGCCCAGUCAGACCGAGCCCUGGCCUGAAGUGACAACCAGACGAGCCAACAGGAAGACUUUGGCACGCUUGGCCCGGGUCUGUCGCGCUUUUUGCGCCCCCGCGCUGGACGUGUUAUGGCGCAUUAUGGAGAGAGUUCUACCCGUGAUACGCGUCCUCCCGCCCCUACGGUGUGUUAAGGUUGACAAGAACUACGUUCUCUCUCGGGACAUCACCCAAUGCGAAUGGAAACGAAUGCAGCGCUACGCUCGUCGCGUACGCGAGGUCCACUUCAUCGACGACCACGCGGGCCCACCGGAGAUCGCGCCCUCCGUCUGGACCUUCCUGGCGAGGUGGGUCUCCCCCGGGCAGGGGCUCCUGCCCCGUCUACGGUGUCUCACGGGGCUCAUCGUCGCAGAGGCCGACCCGGGGCACAUCCUACUCUUCUGCCCCUCCCUGAA
Messenger RNA from Trametes versicolor FP-101664 SS1, 610 nucleotides. RefSeq lists its product as uncharacterized. The record is from RefSeq and is a predicted model, not a curated record. The transcript is spliced from 3 exons. Lineage: Eukaryota; Fungi; Basidiomycota; Agaricomycetes; Polyporales; Polyporaceae. The annotation marks the transcript as partial.